Messenger RNA from Caenorhabditis sp. 36 PRJEB53466, 458 nucleotides. The record is from the annotation of a GenBank genome assembly. Lineage: Eukaryota; Metazoa; Nematoda; Chromadorea; Rhabditida; Rhabditidae.
AUGCUCGAAGUAGACAUUACGGUUAAGGAAGAGGACAAAUGUUGCUUCUGUGAAAGGUACAUUCCGGUUGACAUUCAACAACACAUGAAUUUGUGCGGAACCAUGCGUGGAUUCAAUGAUUAUGACGUGAGUUAACGAGCACAUGGUGCAUCGGCACUGUUCUUUCAAAAACGAAAGUGAAAUCUUCAUUUCUGACCGGUUAUCACCUUCUAAAAUCUUUGUUUCAUGCUUUUCUGACAAGGCACAUUUUCCACCCCUACGCAAAUGUUUUAGAAAAAAAUAAACUGAUCAAGAAAGCGUUGGACCGCAUCAAGUUCCAGCAUAUUGAUGUGUUCUGCAAGCUGGUCUUCACUGAGCUGAUUCCAGUCAAACAGGACCUUACUGGUACUAGAAUUUUCACAGAGUUUAUCAUAUUAUGCAAUGUAAUUGCAGGCUAUUGCAUCAAUUGCAAAAACUAA